GGUCAAGUCUUCGCCGCACAGAGUCAGCCGAGAACCGGCCGAGCCGUGAGCUCCGCGUGUUUUUUAGCAACAGGAGGCCUCGAUCACGCAGACAAAUUUCUCUGCGUACAUGCGGCCCGUGAUCGCACGUCAUCAUGAACGGCACGUGGGUGAAGAAAACUGUCCUGUGCUUUUGGAUGAUAUUCUAUUCUCAGGCUUUACAUUUUGGAAUUUUACCCGUCCAAUUUGAGGCGAUGCGACCACGCCCUGCUUGGAGGGCAUGUGGAUCCAGUCUCUUCUGGAUAAUUUGCAUGGUUGUAAACGCGGCCUUGGUCACUUGUAUGUCUGCGAGGACACCUGAUACUACAAACAUGUUUGUAGGAAUUUUCGUGUUUUCUAUCCUUCUGUUUGCUCUCAUCUCAUGGCAAACUGUUAACGCUCGCCGCCCAAUGUGCGACACAAUACGAGCAACGAAAUGCGCCAGGCCAUGCUCGCAUACACAUCACAACUCAGAGAAUGUGACCGAGGUAAUGAGGUCCACAUGUUUGUUCUUCAAAUCAAAAGUCAGCAGAAUGGAAUAUGUACGGUGCUAUGGUCGUUUGACAUCAAUUCAGUAACCGCUUUGCAGGUAAUUUUUGUAUCUGUACAACUCAAACAAUCUCAUCAUAUUGCGAUGCACAUAUUUUCUUACCCCACCUAAUUAAUACUUGUCGUACACCCACUCAACGUGAGAAAUUCACAUCUAAACGUUUCUAUCCAUCAAAUUGGCCGAGGGGUGUGGAACUGACCAAAAAAGUCUACACAUGAAUGUGUCUAGACCAGAGAUUGUGUAUGAUUGUGUCUAUGAUUGUCUCUUAUUGUUUCAGACUAUUGGGUAAAUAUUGGGACAUAAUUUUUAGAAUUGUGUCAUAAUUGUUUCCGAUUGUGUGUAAUUGUUUCCGAUUGUGUGUGAUUAUGUCGAUUGUGUGUGAUUUUUUCAGAUAGUGAAUGAUUGUGUGUGUUUGCUUAUGAUUGUGUGUUAUUGUCUCUGAUUGAUUCAGAAUGUCGGAUAAAUAUUGUGAUAUAUUUUGCAAAAUUGUGGCAGAUAGUGACGUCAUUGAGUGUGAUUGUGUGUGAUUGUUUCGUGAUUGUGUGUAAUUGUUUCGGAUUUUGUGUGAUGUUUCAGAUUGUGUGUGACUUGUGUCCGAUUGUUUCAUGAUUGUCUCUGAAUGUUUUUCCAGAUGAAGGCCUACACAUUGUGUCCAGUUCCACACCCCUCGAAAUUGGCAUAUAUUACGUCAAAUUGACGUCGUUUUGAUUGUAAUCAAAUUAUGAUCAUUACCCAAUGUAAAAGGGUUUUUGGCGAGGUAUCGAAACGAUAACGUUCCGAUAUCGUAUGAUGUCGUAAAUUGUAUUUUUAACGAUAAAAACUUGUACCUGUUUGCGAUACAUUUUCGACCUGCGAUGUCGAAACGAUAUCGUAUCGAUAUUUCAUUCACCGAUUUCUCGCUGGGACGUCUUAUUUCUUUUGGAUAUCCAAGGUAUUUGUUUGUGGCGUUUCAGAUGAUGUCCGCCAUAGUUUCCUACACUAUCUUGAUGCGCCAGAGUGACAUCAAAUUUUUUGACGAAUGAGGACUUGUUAGAAUUUGUUUAAAUUUGUGUGCGGAGAUGCGUUAUUUGUUACAAUUUAUUGCACUAAUAAUGUGAUCGGGUACUUGUGCGUGCUAGAGGGGCUGUCAAAAUAAGAUACGGUUUGGCCGACCGACCGACCGUCAAUAGGACGACUGAAAUGUAGUGUUAGGGGGUUUUCUCGCACGCUGAGUCCACAUCUGGCAGUGCCGAUGUCGUCCGGGUCCUCGGGGACGUCAUAUUGGGGACCUCCCGAGCAUGCCGAUGACACUCCCACGACAAAUACGAUUCGGCUCCAAAUGUCGUACCUGGGCUGGUGCAUAUUUCUUAAAAGUCAGCAAAUAUAAUUAUUAUUAAUAGCAAAUCGCCCAUAAUAGUUUAUUAUCCUGAUCAUUUCACUAUUGUCACACGGCACUUCCCUGGCGUUGCCGCCUGGAGCCACACAACGAUGCGCGGGACGGGAAGCAUUCCCAAAGGAUCACAUCCUGGACAAGCGAGGCGGGAUUGCCUAUCCUAGGAAAGAAUCACAUCCCGCAACCACGAUAUGUCGGAACUCGGCCCAGAAAUGUUCUUGACAUGAGCAAAGAGAAGUCUAUGGAGUCAUUUUACUCAAAAGAAUAGGAAGAUCGGCCUGGAGCUGCACCUGUCCUGGACAUCAGCUGUGCCCGUGGAAUCAUGAGAUUUAAGUUGAGUUGGCGUCACAGUGAUUACAGCUGGUCCAGUUAUUUUAUUCUAUUGUAAAGUCCCUUUGAGUAAGCUUGAAUGAUUUUCUCUCAGGCACCUAACUUUGUUCGCCAUCUAAAGCCACUUUUCACAACAGGGGUGUUUUAGAACCCAUGGCAGUUUUCUGAUGCCCUAAUUUACCCUGCUGUAAAUUUAUAAAAUUAGCACA
This is a messenger RNA of Frankliniella occidentalis (western flower thrips), 2479 nucleotides long. RefSeq lists its product as uncharacterized. The transcript has 7 exons. Lineage: Eukaryota; Metazoa; Arthropoda; Insecta; Thysanoptera; Thripidae. Bases 135 to 596 code for a protein of 153 amino acids. The record is from RefSeq and is a predicted model, not a curated record.